Molecule: messenger RNA, 3157 nt
Organism: Rosa rugosa (rugosa rose)
Lineage: Eukaryota; Viridiplantae; Streptophyta; Magnoliopsida; Rosales; Rosaceae
Product: protein CHROMATIN REMODELING 25-like
Exons: 21
Coding region: 79-2955 (958 amino acids)
Biological process (GO): double-strand break repair via synthesis-dependent strand annealing; reciprocal meiotic recombination
Cellular component (GO): nucleus
Molecular function (GO): ATP binding; ATP-dependent chromatin remodeler activity; DNA translocase activity
Source: RefSeq, a predicted model, not a curated record
UUUCCCGCCAAAAUGCAAAAAAUUGAAGGUAUUUAAAUGAGAGCCCCUCUUUUGUUUGUGAGAGUGUGAAGGAGAAGUAUGGAAGACGAAGGAGAAGUCAUCUCACUCUCCGAUUCCUCCUCCGAUUCCAGUUCCAGCGACGACUACACUGCCGACGCACACGACUUGGAUCUCGGAGAAGAAGAAGAAGAAGAAGACCAAGAGCUCGAAAACGAACCAGAAGUUCAAAACGACGACGUACGCGAGAAUCGUCGGAGACCCAAGGCCCGCCCUCCCCUUCCGCCGCCAUCCGGAAAAGAUCGGAAAUCGAAGAAUGUCGAUGCUCUCCUCAGCGGCAACCUUGUGGUGAAAAGACAGCCUCUUCUUCCACGAGUUCUGUCGGUGACGGAAGGAGCAACAGUUUGUAGGAAACCCUUUAAACCACCAUGCUCCAAAGGCUAUGAUGAUGGAAAUGACCAGCUCGCUCGGCGUCUCUCAGCACGCAGACGGUUUGUUCCCUGGGGCGGUUCAUCAAGUGCACCGUUUUUUCCGGUUAUUGAGAGGUUUCCUAGUUUGCCAAAUGAUGCUGAGAAAGAUGUAGUGGAAGAGAUUGUGACACUGCCACCUGGAAUUGAUCCCUUGGUCUUGUGGCAACCUGAAGAAUUCGAGGAUGGGGAUGCUAAUAUGGUGCAGAUAGUAGUGGACCCUCUGCUUGUUCGUUUCCUUCGACCACAUCAAAGAGAAGGGGUUCAAUUCAUGUUUGAUUGUGUUGCGGGCUUAAAUAGUGCUGCAAAUAUACAUGGAUGUAUUCUUGCAGAUGAUAUGGGUUUGGGAAAGACAUUGCAGUCAAUCACAUUACUUUAUACCCUUCUUUACCAAGGGUUCGAUGGGAAAUCAAUGGUUAAAAAGGCCAUUAUAGUCACUCCCACCAGUCUUGUGAGCAAUUGGGAGGCUGAGAUAAAGAAGUGGGUUGGAGACAGAGUUUGCCUCAUUGCUCUCUGUGAAAGUACCAGAGAUGAUGUUGUUUCCGGAAUUGAUCAGUUCACAAGUGCUCGCAGCCGUUUGCAGGUUCUAAUUGUUUCUUACGAGACAUUCCGAAUGCAUUGUACAAAGUUUAGCCACAGUGAAUCGUGUGACCUUCUCAUAUGUGAUGAGGCUCACAGGCUAAAGAAUGACCAAACGAUGACGAAUAGGGCAUUGGCUGCUCUUUCAUGCAAGCGGAGGAUUUUGUUGUCAGGAACUCCAAUGCAGAAUGACCUAGAAGAGUUCUUUGCCAUGGUCAACUUCACUAAUCCAGGAAUCUUAGGUGAUGCUGCACAUUUUCGUCGAUACUAUGAGGCACCUAUUAUUUGUGGAAGAGAACCUAAUGCCUGUGAAGAAGAGAGGAAACUAGGUCUUGAGCGCUCUUCAGAACUCAGUGCAAAAGUUAAUCAGUUUAUACUGCGGAGGACUAAUGCACUACUUUCAAAUCACCUGCCACCAAAGAUAAUUGAAGUUGUCUGUUGCAAGUUGACUCCUCUCCAAUUAGACCUUUAUAACCAUUUUAUACAUUCCAAAAAUGUUAAACGAGCAAUCUCAGAAGACACAAAGCAAACAAAAAUAUUAGCUUAUAUAACUGCUUUAAAGAAGCUAUGCAAUCAUCCAAAGCUCAUCUAUGAUACUAUAAAAAGUGGAAGUCCAGGAACUUCAGGUUUUGAGGACUGCAUUCGCUUUUUCCCUCCACAGAUGUUCUCUGGAAGAUCUGGAUCAUGGACUGGCGGAGAUGGGGCUUGGGUUGAACUGUCAGGAAAGAUGCAUGUUUUAGCUAGGUUACUUGCCCAAUUACGAAAGAAGACUGAUGACCGUAUUGUCCUUGUCUCAAACUAUACACAGACACUGGACCUUUUUGCACAAUUGUGUCGAGAAAGAAGAUACCCAUAUUUGAGGCUUGACGGAACAACUUCUAUCAGUAAAAGACAGAAAUUAGUAAACCAAUUCAAUGACCCCUCAAAGGAUGAAUUUGCAUUUCUCUUAAGCAGUAAGGCUGGUGGCUGUGGUCUCAAUUUGAUAGGCGGAAAUCGACUGGUGUUGUUUGAUCCUGAUUGGAAUCCAGCCAAUGAUAAACAAGCUGCUGCUAGAGUUUGGAGGGAUGGGCAAAAGAAGAGAGUAUACAUUUAUAGAUUUUUGAGUACUGGAACAAUUGAAGAAAAGGUCUACCAGCGUCAGAUGUCAAAAGAAGGGCUUCAAAAAGUUAUUCAGAAGGAACAAGCCGAUAGCCCGAUGGCACAGGGGAAUCUUUCAAUUGAGGACCUACGCGAUUUGUUCACAUUUCAUGAGAAUGUGAGGUCUGAUGUGCAUGAGAAGAUGAACUGCAACCGUUGUCAAACUUAUCAUGAUACACCUCAGAGUACAGCAGAGGGAGAUAUAAACCAAUCAACUUAUAAAAGCAGCGAGUCUGCACCAGAAAUCUCUGAUAUAGGUGGAUUUGCAGAAAUUACUGGAUGCUUACAGAAGUUAAAGAGCUCAGAAAAGCAGAUCGGGACACCUCUAGAGGAAGAUUUAAGUAACUGGGGGCAUCAUUUCUUCUCUACUUCAGUACCCGAUGCUAUUCUCCAAGCUUCAGCUGGUGAUGAGGUCACUUUUGUUUUUACAAACCAAGUGGACGGGAAGCUUGUGCCUAUAGAAUCAAAAGCAAGUCCAAAGAUGCAGGGAGAAGAAGGAAAAGAGAAUAUUUUCAAAUCAAAGCAAAACCUGAAUCAGAAAUCCAUGCUAAUGUCUUGGCAAAGAAAACCACUUGAAUCUCUUUCUUCGAGUGUAAAUACUGCCAGAAGCACAUUAUCAGCCCCUUUCAGGCCCUUGCAAAACACCACUGUGCAAUCAGGGAUAACCUCUUUAAAGGGUUCAGUAGCAUUGAAGCCUAAACUCUCUCUUGGAAAUCGGUUGCCCCAGAAAAGAUCUUCUCCUGAUACUGUUGAACAUGAUGAUGAUUUUCAGUAAAUCUUACUAACAGUUAUUAGCAUUGUUAAUAUGUGAUUGUAUUUCUAGAGAUCAACAAAUUAAGGUGUCUCACAUCAUUUUACAAUUAAAACUAGGCUGAAUCAUAUUAUGGUGACCCCCUAGAUUCUGUUGUAAGGAUGCACUCAAAUUAUCAUAUAGUUUUUCGUUACUUGUAAGAAACAGAAUAUGGUUUCUAACUUCA